This is a messenger RNA of Bathycoccus prasinos, 2220 nucleotides long. Its product is annotated as translation elongation factor G. NCBI's taxonomy places the organism in Eukaryota, Viridiplantae, Chlorophyta, Mamiellophyceae, Mamiellales, Bathycoccaceae. Gene Ontology annotation, cellular component: mitochondrion; chloroplast. Gene Ontology annotation, molecular function: translation elongation factor activity; GTP binding; GTPase activity. Gene Ontology annotation, biological process: translational elongation; mitochondrial translation; ribosome disassembly. The coding region runs from base 1 to 2220 and encodes 739 amino acids. The transcript has 2 exons. The record is from RefSeq and is a predicted model, not a curated record.
AUGUCUCACGCGCUCAGCUCAUCCAGAGUGUUAACCAAUGCCUCGGCGCUUCGCGCGAAAGGCUCCUCGAAGAAAGCCUCGAGAAAGAACGUCAUCGUUCGUGCUGCCAAAGAAGAAGCGGAGGCGCGCGUGGUGCCGUUGGAGAAGUACCGUAACAUCGGUAUCAUGGCGCACAUCGAUGCGGGUAAAACUACUUGCACCGAGCGUGUCCUUUACUAUACCGGUAAAUCUCACAAGAUUGGAGAAGUCCACGAAGGUGCGGCCACCAUGGAUUGGAUGGAACAAGAACAAGAGAGAGGUAUCACCAUCACCUCCGCCGCGACGACGUGCGCGUGGAAAGACUCCCGUAUCAACAUCAUUGACACUCCGGGUCACGUCGAUUUCACUUUGGAAGUCGAACGUGCCUUGAAAGUUUUAGAUGGUGCCAUCUGCCUCUUUGACUCUGUUGCCGGCGUUGAGCCGCAAUCAGAGACCGUUUGGAGACAAGCGGAUAAGUACGGCGUCCCGAGAAUUUGCUUCGUCAACAAGAUGGACAGAAUGGGUGCUAACUUUUUCAGAACUGUCGAUAUGAUCGUCAAGAACUUGGGCGCGAAACCGCUCGUUAUCCAAGUCCCGAUUGGUGCCGAAGAAGAAUUCGCCGGCGUUGUUGACUUAGUUGAAAACAAAGCCAUCGUUUGGAACGGGGAAGAACUCGGCGCCUCGUUCGAAUACCAAGAAAUUCCGGAUGACUUGAAAGAAAAGUGCGCGGAAAUGAGAGCUCAACUCAUCGAAACUGCGGUUGAACAAGACGAGGAUAUCAUGAUGAUGUACUUGGAAGGCGAAGAACCGAGCGUUGAAGACUUGAAAAAGUGCAUCCGUAAGGGUUGCAUCGCCUUGGACUUUGUCCCGGUUGCGUGCGGUUCUGCGUUCAAGAACAAGGGCGUGCAACCGCUGUUGGAUGCCGUUCUCGAUUACCUCCCGGCGCCGACUGACUUGCCUGACGUUAAUGGUUCCGCCGAAGGUGACGCUGAAAAAGUCAUGGCGAGAAAGCCGUCCGAUGACGAACCUUUCGCCGGUUUGGCCUUCAAGGUCAUGGCGGAUCCGUUUGUCGGCACUUUGACUUUCGUCAGAGUCUACUCAGGUGUUAUGGAAAGUGGAUCUUACGUCUACAACUCCGUCAAGGGCAAAAAAGAACGCAUUGGUCGUUUGAUGGAAAUGCACGCGAACGAAAGAAACGAUGUCAAAAUGUGCAGAGCUGGUGAUAUCAUCGCCGUUGCCGGUUUGAAAGAUACCACGACUGGCGACACUUUGUGCGACAACGACAAACCCAUCGUUUUGGAAAGAAUGGAAUUCCCUGAUCCAGUCAUCAAGGUUGCCAUCGAGCCGAAAUCCAAGGCGGAUUUGGAGAAGAUGUCUACUGGUUUGGUCAAGUUGGCCGCCGAAGAUCCUUCUUUCCAUUUUACUCGCGACGAAGAGACGAACCAAACCGUCAUCGAAGGUAUGGGCGAAUUGCAUUUGGAAAUCAUCGUCGACCGAUUAAAGAGAGAAUUCAAGGUUGAAGCUGACGUCGGUGCGCCGCAAGUCAACUAUAGAGAAUCCAUCUCCAAGCCGGCGAGCAUCAAAUACACGCACAAGAAGCAAUCUGGUGGUUCCGGUCAAUACGCCGACGUUCAAAUCAAGUUUGAACCGCUCGAACCGGGAACAGGCUUCGAGUUUGCGACUGACUUGAAGGGUGGUUCUGUCCCGAAAGAAUACAUUCCGGGUGUCGAGAAGGGCUUGAAGGAUUCCAUGAUGACGGGUGUCAUCGCUGGUUUCCCGGUUGUUGAUGUUCGUGCCACGUUGUUUGACGGCGGCUACCACGAUGUCGAUUCCUCCGUCAUGGCUUUUGAAAUCGCCGCCAAGGCUGCGUUCAGAGAAGGUAUCCCGAAGUGCGGGCCGAAGCUUCUCGAGCCGAUGAUGCAAGUCGAUGUUAUCUGCCCGGAAGAAUCUAUGGGUGAUGUUAUCGGGGACUUGAACAGUAGAAGAGGCCAAAUUGGUGAGCUCGGUGACAAGCCAGGUGGAUUGAAGACUGUCUUGUGCUUCGUGCCGUUGGCGGAAAUGUUCAACUACGUUUCCAAAUUAAGAGGUAUGACGAAGGGCAGAGCGAACUACUCCAUGAAGCUCGCGAGAUACGAACCGGUGCCGAUGAAUAUCCAACAAGAGCUCCAAAAGGCCAAGGCUGAUGCCAAAGCCGCCGCCUAA